Molecule: messenger RNA, 1575 nt
Organism: Lycium barbarum (goji berry)
Lineage: Eukaryota; Viridiplantae; Streptophyta; Magnoliopsida; Solanales; Solanaceae
Exons: 5
Coding region: 1-1575 (524 amino acids)
Source: RefSeq, a predicted model, not a curated record
AUGAAGCGUACUCGGAGGAAAAUAGUGAUGUUUAUAGUGUCGAGGAAGGUGAAAGAGGUGAUCCCCAUGUUUCUGAGGAGUCUGGUGGCCGGUGAUAAAAAUGCUGAUCCCUUGUCGUUGCCAUAUUGUGCAAGGACAAUUGACGUCAACAAAUUCAAUGGAAUGUUGGUGCACUAUACGGUUCUUCGUCAUGCGGUUCAUAAGGAGAAAAGCAAGAUGCGGUUCUUGGUGAAUGACAAGCCCGUGUGUUUUGACUUGAAUGAGUUUGCUUUGAUCACUGGUCUAAAUUGUGGAUCAUAUCCCAGCCGAACUAGAGAGGAAAGGGCAGUUAAGAGAGGGGCAGCAUUUUGCACAAAAGCUUGUCGCGAUAGAAAGAUUUGUGCAGAAAAGCUGUUGGCGGUGAUCAGAGGGCCUAGGCUGACCAAAGAAGAAAAGCUCAAAUGUUGUCUAGUGUGGUUUAUGCAUACAAUAGUGCUUGCCAAAGAUGUGUCGAGGGGUGUGGAUCACGACACAAUAAAAAUGGCAGACGAUUUGGAGUUCUUCAGUAGCUAUCCUUGGGGAACGGAAUCAUUUGAACUCACUCUGGACUACUUGAAGAACAAGAUAGACAUUCCCAAGCACCACCAAGAGCACGCGGAGAAAAGGGUUGCAUCAUAUGCUCUCUAUGGAUUCCCCUGGGCAUUCAUGGUCUGGGCAUAUGAAGCUUUUCCUGCAGUUGGAAGGAAUGCUAGGAAAUCAGAGGAGGUUCCUCUCCCUAUUCCUAGGAUUCUUAGGUGGCACAUGAAGAAAAUGGAGCGAUUCGUAAAAGGAGAUCCAUUUAAGAGAGCUGGAGUUAUCGAGCGUGAGUUGGAGCAGGAUUACAUGAAAAAUCUGUUGCCAUAUGAUGAUGAAAUUAAUGACCCAAUCAUUGAUGAGUUAGAGCGUGAACUUGAAGGCGUGACUGUUUUGAUUACACCAAAAAAUUCCUCGAAGGCUUCUAGUAGGAAGGGGAAGAAGUCCAUGGAGCAUUUUGAUGAGGACUAUACUCAAGAGGCCGAGGAUAAUCAUUCGGAAGAUCUUAGUGGUAAUUCAACCGCAAAAGAUAAUGUUGGUGUUGGGACAUCUAUGGGUCAUGCUGCACCAAGAGGGCAAGUGGAGCAUGAGCAAAUGAAGCAGUGUGUAGAGAAGAUUGGGGAGUCUUUGAAGGUUGUUGUCGCUUAUGUUGAGGGGGAAAGAAUUAGAAAGAGCGAGAAGGCGAAGAAGAAGAAGAAGAAGAAGGAGACUCUCAAUGAAGUUGCUGGUGAGGUUGAGGUUGAUGUUGAUCAGCCAAUUGCUCGACAUGUUAAUUUGCCAAAAGCUCAAGAUGUCCAUGUGCCAAUUGAGAAGGAGUCUGCUACUGAAGUUGCGAAUGAAAAAGAAGUCCCUGCUGCUGAAGUCGAGAUCCCUGCAGCUGAAGGAGAGAAGGAAAAAGAAGUCCCUGCUGCUGAAGUUGAGGUAGAAAAAGAAGUCCCCAGUGAUGAAGCUAAUGUUGAGUUUGACGCUGACAAAGCUGUGUCGACUAUUGUCGAGGAAAUUAAUGACUCCAUCAAGGAGUAA